CUCGACGGGUAUGAGGGAAAGCCCACUGAGCUCACGAAGGAUGUGUGGGAUGGCCUCAUCGCCUAUUGGAAGCACCCCGCUUCGAUCAAAAAGGCCAAUUCCAAAAACCACAUGCAGGCAUCCGUCUAGAAGUUUUGGAGAAGACGGGAGUCUUACCAUCUCUGUCUGACCUAUUCAACAUGACUCACGCCACAUCCGACGGAGUUUUUGUGGAUCCUGCAUCUGAGAAACUCGCUCAAGCAGUGGCUACUCGGAUUGAAGAACGGGAGACGCAACUAACUCAGGAGUCUCCCGAUGGAUUACCCGUCACAUUGUCUACCGAAGAAGCCGACAGAAUCUUCGAAGAGCUGGCUCCUAGAAAGAAGGGACGAAUAGUCGGUAUAGGCUCUGUUAACCAAGUUGCAAGGGCAACUUCGUCAUACAAGUCGAGACGGGAUGAAGAGACUUCUCAGAUGAAAGCUCGAAUGGAUAGCCAGCAGGUUCGUUUAGACUCUCUUGAGGAUUUGCUAGACGUGAUGGCCGUGGGAAACCCGCUUAUGCAGACAAUGUUGAGUCAGAGACGAGCCGCUCUUGGGUUGCCAGUACGAGAUCCCCAAGAGUCCGAUCCAACCCGUCAACAGCCGAGCAACCCCACCGACUACUUCGAUGAUAUGUAGUUUUUUUAAUAUUUCGGUUUGUAUUAUGAAUUUAAAUAUUAUGACUUUUAAAUGCUUUUUUAUAUAUGUCUUUUAUUUUCAUAUUUCGUUUUAAAAUUAAAAUUAUUUAAAAUUCUGAAUUUUAAAUAAAUUCAUAUUUAUAUAUAUAUAUGAGGUUAAAAACAAUAUUCAAAAUAUAUUAUAAAACGAAAUGUCGAUGUAGGCUCGACGUAAAACAUUUACAACUGAUUACCGUCGAAAGAUUUACGAGUCUUUUACAUCGAAGUUUUUACGUGGUCUUUACAUCGAAAUGUUACGCGGAGUUUACAUCGAAAUAUUUACGAGUGUGUUACAACGAAUUUGUUUACGUGUGCUUUACAUCGAAUCCAUUACGUGGAGUUUACCACGACAAUUUACGUGUCGUUUACGAUGAAUCUCUGCCCUGCGCUUUACGAGGAAUAUAUUUCGUCGUAAACUUAACAAAUCAUUUACGACGAAACGUCGGUUACGACGGGCGUUUUACGACGAAACGUGUUUCGAGGUUCAUUCGUCGUAACACCCCGUUUACGACGAAGUUACAACGUAUAUUGCCCUCGUAAAAAAUAUGUUUUCUUGUAGUGUAAACACAUAAUAACCAUUAUUGAAAAUAACGUUAAAACAUCUAACUAAUCACUCCAGAAAAAUAUGUUUUCUUGUCCUUGUUUACAAGAUGUUGGUGCCAACUUUGGUAAUUGCUUCAAACUGAAACGAGAAGCAAGAGAACUGAUCAUAAGGAGUUGUAGAUUUGCGGUCUUGCCUGGUGAACAAAUCCCCAUGUACUUUCUUUGGCAGGCCACGGGAAGUUCCCUUUCCCUGUCGACGAAAUGGAGCGGCGCGGAUGAUCCUAUGCCAUUGAUGGGUUGUGUAUUGGUAGUUAAUAAGGUAGGUGACAGGAGGAGUUGGAUAUUUAUUAUUGCGUCAAGGGUGGUACCACCAGUGUAAGAAGGCAUAGAUCAGGAAUACACUCGCAGCGUUUCCCAGUUUUAAACGAGCAUCUCUACACGUUCGAGAUCGAAGAAAAUGUGAGUUGCGGGGAUUCAUCAGUGUUUGAGUUUGAAGUAAGAGAUAAGAAACGGGAGGUUAGAGAAUGCGGUCUAAAUUUGGUUAUCCAACUUUGAUUUUUAAAUUUGAAAAACAAAAUCUUUCAACUUCAACAAUAUGUAUAAACAAGAAACAAGAUGAAGUGUCACUAGUAGAAAACUUCAAAAUACACACGUUUUGGACACGGUAGUAUCGUGACUUAUUUUGUGUUAGUCACGACAAAGUCACAUUUAGUCACGAAAUAGGAAAACGUGACAAUCUGUGUCUUUUUCAUGGCUAAAUAGACACGAAUUGGUCACAUAUGUUUUCGUGACUAAACGUAGUCACGAUUUGUCACAAACUAUUCGUGACUAAACUGUCACGUUUUCAAAACCGUGUAUAAACCGUGGCUUUUAGAGUCACUAAAUGACACUAGCUAAACCGUGACCAAGACGAUGUCUAAUCAAAUAAUCAAAAACUUUAGUCUCACUCCAUUUCGUGACUAAAGUGAGACUUUUCCAACAAAAAAAUAUCAUAAACUUUACAUCAAAGUCAGAAAACGGGACUGUUUUGGCUGGGAAUAUAUUCGAAUUUGGUUGGUCACAGUAGGCAUCGUGACAAAAACAUGUCAUAUCUAGUCACGGUUUCAUUAUUGUGACAAUUUCCAUGACUAAAACAACACAAAACAAACACUUUCGUGGAAAUGAAGAACACAAUAUCAAACAAAGAAAACCUCUCCUCUCUAUAUUUUUAUGUGUUCUUGACAAAUUAGUGAACGUGUUUUCUCAACUCUUUCUUUUGUAUUUCAUAAUUUCAAUGUCUCAUUUCUUUCAAUCAAGAGAGUGGAUGGAUCGACAUUUAGAUCCAAUCCGAAAUUGUGUUUCUGAAGAAUUUAUGGAGGGAAUUGAAGUGUUUCUAGCUUUUGCUUGUAAUCAAGAGUCUUACCAAGGAACAAACACUAUGUUGUGUCCAUGUGCACGAUGCAAGAACCGGAAACAACGUGAUGCAAAGACGGUUUCUAAACAUCUUUUCCGAGUAGGAUUUACGGGGAAUUACUAUGUUUGGUCAAGUCAUGGAGAAAGCUGUUACAACGUUGGACAAUCUUCGGGGACAAGUCAUUUUUAUGGAGAAGAAACACAAGAAGAAGCAGAAGGUACAAACUAUCAAAUUCCAAACGAAAUGUACGUUAAUAAUCCAUUUUCCAAUAUAAAUAUAAAUUUGGAAGAAGAGUUUGAAGUAACUCCUACUUUGGAGUAUGUGGUGGAAGCGGGUAAUGAAGAAACAUAUCACGAUAAUGUUUUUAGAGCCUAUGAAGAUGCAAGCCAACCACUUUAUGAUGGAUGUUCUGAAGGAAUUUCUCAACUAUACUUGGCUUCACGAUUGAUGAAAGCAAAAACCGAUUACAAUUUGCCAGAAGCUUGUAUCGACGAGAUAUCAAAAACUUUCAAAGAUGUUCUACCGAAGCCGAAUAAAGCGCCAUCAUCUUAUUACGAAACAAAGAAGCUGGCCCGAUCACUUGGCCUCCCUGUUGUGAAGAUUGAUAUUUGUGAGGAUAACUGCAUGUUGUUUUGGAAAGAAGAUAAAGAGCUUUUGGCAUGUCGGUUUUGUGGUAAAGACAGAUACCACCCAAACAGAGGAAGAGGAAAAAAUCGUCCUAAACAGAGGAUGUUUUAUAUGCCGAUUACGGAACGUCUGAAACGUCUAUACCAAGUAGAGACAACUGCAUCACAUAUGCGAUGGCACGCAGAGCAUAAUUCUCCUGAAGGAGAAAUGCAUCACCCGUCAGAUGGAGCGGCAUGGAAGCAUUUUAAUGGGGUAUAUCCUCAAUUCGCUGCUGAAAGUCGUAACAUUUAUUUAGGCUUAUCGACAGAUGGAUUUAAUCCAAUCGGUAUGAAUGGUGAAGCACAUUCGAUCUGGCCCGUUAUCGUAACUCCAUAUAACUUACCACCUGUUAUGUGUAUGAAAAGGGAAUAUUUAUAUCUGUCGAUACUAGUUCCCGGGCCAAAACAUCCGAAAAAAAGUAUAGAUAUUUAUCUUCAGCCGCUGAUUGAAGAAUUACAAAGUUUGUGGAGUGAGGGGGUGGAAGCUUAUGAUAUCUCAAAGAAAGAAAGAUUCACAAUGCGAGCGGCACUGAUGUGGACAAUAAGCGACUUUCCAGCAUAUGCAAUGCUUUCUGGUUGGAUGACGCACGGUAGAUUAGCAUGUCCAUAUUGUUUAGAUGAUACAAAGGCGUUUUGGUUACAAAAUGGAAGAAAGCAUAGUUGGUUUGAUUGUCACAGAAUGUUUUUGCCUCAGAAUCAUCCUUACCGGCGAAAUGUUAAUGCGUUUCGGCGGGGACAAACAGUAACAGAUGAUCCACCCCCGUGGUUAACUGGAGAAGAAAUUCUUCGUGAAAGAAUAAACAACAUUGAGGGGUUGUCCAAAACAGUUGAUUGUGGAGGAAAAGGCCACGAGAAGGCUGCACAGACGAUAUCUGGCUAUGGAAAGGAUCAUAAUUGGGUGAAGAAGAGUAUUUUUUGGGAUUUGCCAUAUUGGGAGAACCUUCUUCUUCGACACAACAUUGACUUCAUGCAUGUGGAGAAAAACUUUUUUGAUAAUCUCACCAACACUGUGUUGAAUGUUCCUGGAAAGACGAAAGAUAACAUUAAAUCAAGGAUGGAUCUCCCUAAUAUAUGUAGAAGACAAUCUCUACAUUUAAACGAAGAUGGAACUAUGCCUGUGCCGAUAUUUAGGUUGUCAAAUGAAGAAAAAAGGCAAUUUCUCUCAUGGCUGAAGAAUGAUAUAAAAUUUCCAGAUGGAUACGCUUCAAAAUUUAGUCGGUGCAUUGAUGAAACAAAUAUGAAGCUAUCAGGGUUGAAAAGUCACGAUUGUCACGUUAUUAUGCAACGACUUUACCCAUUUGCAUUUCGUGAACUCCUUCCGAAACAUGUUCAUACCGCAAUUUCAGAGAUUGCACUUUUCUUUCGUGAUAUCUCAGCAAAGAUAUUGCGCACCGAAGAUGUUGUCCUUUUGAAAGAAAAUAUAGGGGUGAAGCUUUGUAACUUGGAGAAGAUAUUUCCUCCAUCAUUCUUUGAUGUUAUGGAACAUCUUCCUGUGCAUCUACCAGAUGAAGCUGCAUUAGGUGGUCCUGUCCAAUAUAGAUGGAUGUAUGUCUUCGAAAGAUACAUGUAUCAUUUGAAAAAGAUGGUAAAAAACAAGGCAAAUAUUGCAGGGUCCAUUGUUGCACAAUCCUUGAAUGAGGAGAUGUCAACUGCAUCUGCAACUUACUUUGGUCAUCCAGAAGUAAUAGAAGAAGCUUCCAUUCGAGGGAAAAUUCGAUUUACUUAUACUUAUGAAGAUGUGCCAAAUUUGUUUUAUCAUGAAGGUCGGGUCAGUGGAAAAGCCACCACGAGAUGGUUAACAGAUGUUGACUUCACCGUCUUGCAAACAUUUAUGUUGCUCAAUUGCGAUGUGUUUGAACCUUAUGAAAGGAUGUUUGACGAGUUUGUGAUGGAAGCAAACCCAAAUAUUACUAGUAAUGAUCUACAGAAAGCGAAAGAUCAACAUUUUGCAAAAUGGGUGAAAGACUUUAUUACAAAUGCCAGUGAAACAUACGAGUUCCCUUUAUGGAUGUUGGAUUUCAUUCAAGGACCGCAUCGUAAUUACACAUCGUGGCCGAUAUAUUUCUCGCGAGGAUAUUGCUUCCACACACAUAGCCAUGGCCAAGAUAAAAAUACCCAACAUUAUGGCGUGUAUGUCCGUGGAACCACAGAGACCGAGUAUUAUGGGCUGAUAGAAGAAAUCAUGAUGAUCGAGUAUGGUGGUGCUGUUGGCUUGAAAGCCAUGAUUUUCAAAUGCAAGUGGUUUGAUACAGUAGUGGGUCGUGGAAUGCGUAAGCAUAAGUCAGGGAUCGUUGAUGUGUCCCCCCGUGGCCAAUAUGAGAAAUAUGAUCCUUUUAUACUGUCUGGUAAUUGUGAUCAAGUAUGUUUCAUUCCAUAUCCGCGUGUGCGUCGUACAAAUGCGGCAGACUGGUGGGCAUGCACAAAAGUUUUGCCUCGAGGGGUAAAUGAAACAUCUGAAGUUGCUUUAACAGCAUUGCAAGAUGAUACACGUAACGAUGUUGUUGCACCGAGUGAGAUGAUACGAAUUGAAUCAUAUGUCGUGGAAGAUGAUUCUGGUUAUGAUGUCUUACCCGUGGCUCCUCCUAACGAUGAAUAUGAAUCAGAAGACGAGUUAGAAGAUUCUUGUGGCGACUCUGAUUCGGAUUCUGAUUCUGAUUAAGGUAAUAUGUAGUUGUGAUAUGUAUUUGAGAUUUGAAAUAUUAUUAAUAAAAUAAAGUUUGAUUAUCGUACUUAUUUGAUUAUUACAAAUAUGUAUCUUGUGUAGGAGUUAUAAUUUAGGGAUUAUAUUUUUAAUGGUUAUAGUUGAAAGGUUGUUGUUUAGUGGUUGUAGUUUGAGGGUUAGGGUUUAGGGGUUAUAGUUUAUAAGGCAAGGGGGUUGUAUUUUUUAGGCUCUGUUGUUUUAUAGUUUGUUUAGAACAAUUGAUUUGUAGUUUUAGAUUACGAAUUUAGAUUUAGUUAAUUUAAAAUGUUAAAGUUGGUUAUUGUCUUAUUGAU
Molecule: messenger RNA, 6289 nt
Organism: Brassica rapa (field mustard)
Lineage: Eukaryota; Viridiplantae; Streptophyta; Magnoliopsida; Brassicales; Brassicaceae
Source: RefSeq, a predicted model, not a curated record